CUCGAUCUCUCACUUUUUCGGGUUUGCUCCGAACCUUCUCCAAACCAAGCGACGUCUUUUGUUGUUGUCAUCCUCCUUGUUGUUGAUCCUGUUGCUCUCGCUCUCGCUCUUUGCAUUACAGAUUCGAAGAAACCAUGUCAGCGUAUGCUCGUGCGGCGCUGCUCACUAGUGCCAUGCAUCCUGUCCAGAGAAGCAACCAAUCGCGUUCCUCCUCCACUUCGAGAAAUCAGCGAACGAGAGCCACGGCAGCUCACGCCAACACCCCGAGGCGUACCAAGAGCGCCUCCUCUGUUUCUAGUAGAGGACGAUCGUUGUCGGCUUCCUCCAAAGCGACGACCGUGGCUGUUCAAAAUGGGAUGGCCCAGCAGAAUCGUGGUCGGCAGCAAGUUCUCCAGAAACCGCGUCAACAGCCGCAAGUACAGCUGCAACAACAGCCACCUCGAACGAUUCAAGAUCUCGGAGGAGAUGUCGGGUGUUCGCAGUUGACCAUGAAUUCGAGCGACUAUUCGGAAAACGCCGAAAACGUUCCCAUGCACCAAGAGCAGCAGCAUGUUGCGCCUCGUCGUGGAUCGAUUUCCUCCUCUUCCAAGAGCACUCGACGUCAUGCACAGAACGUCAAUCCCAAGGCGGUAGGACAGAUGCAUCCGCAGCAAAACCAUGCUCUUCGCAGCGACACGCCCAUCAACGCGCAGGGACGGUACCAAAUGGGUCCUUCUACGUCGCACCACCGACCACUCCAACAGAGCGUUUUGACUCGGUUGAACGAGACUCCAAUGGCGCCACCAGGCAACCGACCAGCGCGCAAGAUGGCCAAUGUGACUCUCCUUGGGCAUCGGGAAGAGCGUCGUCGAAGACAUGGCAGUGGCUCUGUAGCGAGCAGCAGCCAUGCGGGAGCCUCUGUAGCGAACAGCAGCCAUGUUAGAGCCUCUGCACCAACCAAAGAGGAGAUCAAGGCCAUGCUGGAGGAGAUGCUCGCGGGACACGAGGCGAAAAAAGACACAGAACUCGAAGCAAGCGUGGGGGUCUCUGUACCAACCAAAGAGGAGAUCAAAACCAUACUGGAGGAGAUGCUUGCGGGACACGAGGCGAAAAAGGACAAAGAACUCGAAUCGAGAGAGAAAGAACUCGAAGCGAGAGAGAAAACAGUCGAAGAGUGGGCGAAGGAAGUCGAAGAGAAAUCGCAAGAGUUCCAAGUCAACAUGCAAACACGAGAAGAGUCUCUUGACCAAAAGAAGGAGGAGGUACUCGAGGCAGUGAAAGAAACCAAGGAAAUGGAGUCGAAACUGCAAGAAUUCAAGGCCAGAUUUGAAGAUUCUGUUGACCGAAAGAAGCAAGAGACGCUCGCGGCGGUGGAAGCAACCAGCAAACAGGCCUUGGAAACGGUCCUACGAGCCAAAACGCAGGCUGUGGAAGUAGUGGACGAUAAGAAGGAAUCGAUCGAUCGAACUCUUGACCAGCAUCGCAAAGAGAUGAAGGAGAACACGGACACCAACAAACGUCUGGAGGAACGGGUAAAAGGUCUUGUCGAGGAAUCCAAAUCAUGGUUCCAUAGAAGUGUGGACGUUGUAACUGCCAUGUUUCGUCUCAAGAGACCCAUUGAGUCUUCCACUGAGGAUGACGAUGAAUUCGUGGAGCGCCCCAAGAAGAAGACCCGUAUCGAAAUCUCGGACAGCUCUGACCAAGAGUCCUCAAGCAACGAAAGCGACAACCCCAUCGCUGAAACCGCCAGCGGAGAUUCGGAAACCACGUUCCAUGCGCCGAAGGCGGAAGUGGCUGCCCAGAAGAAGGCGGUGGCGGAAGAGAGCAAGCAAGCCGCAGCCAUCAAUACCUCUGCCUACCAAGGUGGGUCCGCCGCACCGAAACCAGAAGUGCUCACCCAGACGAAAAUGAAGGUCCCGAUGGAAGCUAGCAAGAAGUCCGCGGCCAACAAUCGCUCACUUGCAAAAGACACCAGCGACAACGCUGAGAUUCUCAAAAGCAAGUCCUCCGCACCGAACCCAGUGGUGCCAAAACCAUCUGUUGCGGCCCAGAAGGAGGUUGUAUCGACUGAAGUGAGCAACAAAGCGACCGCCCGCAACGAUGGAGCUGCAAAGGGCAAGGCCGUUGCGCAGAAACCAGUGGCUUUAGACCAGAAGAAGCGGACAGGUGCUACGGAAUCGAACAGCCAAAAGCCGCGACGGAGCCAGCGUCGAGCAACGGCCGCCCACGUCGAAUACAACGAGAACAAUUUGUUCCGAGCCCAAGGGAUCCAGAUGCCAGGUGCUAUUCCCAACAAGAAGAAACCAACCGGGAAGGCCCCUCGUGGUAACGUUCCCAAAAAGAAGAGCUCUUCUCAGGUUGGCAAGAAGGCCAAGAAGCUGUUUGCGCCAUCUGGGGGAAGCGGUCGCAACGAUACGACCGGCAGUUCUCCGUCUAGUGGAUCAUCCGUGAGCCUAACGGCGACCCAAACAAAGGAAGUGCAGAGCGAGAAGAAAGCGACCCACAAGGUUCGCAUCAACGUCCGUAAACAACCGCCCAAGACGAAGACCAAGAGCGAACCACCCAAGACGAAAAAGAGGAGCGGCAGCUCGGAGUCUGAAACCUCGGAUCCUUCGAAAGCCAAGAAGAAGAAGGCCGAGAUCCCAGAGGUUGUGUUCAGUCAUCCCAAGCGAAACGCCAAAACGCCCCACCCUUCAUCUUCCCAGACAGAUUCGUCGGAAUCGACACUUGGCUUUGACGAUCCAACUACUGCAGGCCGAAAGAAGAAGGCUCGUCGUCGAAAGCAAUCUCGUGGCUCGUCAGCACCUACGGAUGAAGAGAUUGACGGUUUCAACUUUUCCGGGUAGGGCUAUGCAUGUUUUGUAAACAGCAGCAGAUGACGAAUGAAUGAAUGAACUCGAUUUAGGGGCUGCGUGUCAACUGAAUACGAAGCGCACGCAGUGUGUUUCUAUUCUUGCUGCCGCUGUCCAGAGCACUCGAUAUUGGAAGAUGGGGUGUGCCUAUCAUUGUGACAGCAGAUAGAAACUAAACUAACCAGACAUCAAAAGGG
Seminavis robusta is the source of this 3028-nucleotide messenger RNA. The record is from the annotation of a GenBank genome assembly. NCBI's taxonomy places the organism in Eukaryota, Bacillariophyta, Bacillariophyceae, Naviculales, Naviculaceae.